Messenger RNA from Phlebotomus papatasi, 1249 nucleotides. RefSeq names its product XK-related protein 6. The coding region runs from base 1 to 1197 and encodes 398 amino acids. Gene Ontology annotation, cellular component: plasma membrane. NCBI's taxonomy places the organism in Eukaryota, Metazoa, Arthropoda, Insecta, Diptera, Psychodidae. The record is from RefSeq and is a predicted model, not a curated record. The transcript has 3 exons. Gene Ontology annotation, biological process: phosphatidylserine exposure on apoptotic cell surface; engulfment of apoptotic cell; apoptotic process involved in development.
AUGAAUGAAUUUGAUGCAUCAUAUGUCUCCUCACGUAUCCCCCUGAAAGUGCCACCAGAUAUCCAAGAAACAUCGCUGGAGGACAAAGAAAAUAUCAAUCCUUGUGAUAUUUUCUACAAUUUUCUCUCAAUUGUUAUGCGAGUGGUGUCCUUUGGGGUUACAAUUUAUGUUGCAAUCCAAUACUACAAUCGUGGGUAUGCCAAUUACAUGAUAUACACCCUUGCCUGCUGCAUAAUUCCCUGGAUAUUGACACUCCUGAUCAGCUGUGAAGUGAGGUCCAGGGAUGAAUCUCUUAGGAAUGAACGAAAAGACUGCUGUUCCAGAGCUGCCUGGAAUAUUUUUCUCAACAUUUUCCGCUACUGGGAAACUUCUGUGCUAUCUCUGAAGUAUUGGCUGGCCAGGAGGAGGAAUCAGAAGGAGAGAGCUGUGAAAUACUACAAUAGACUCCUUCAGGCAGAUUCUGAUGAGACUUUCUUGCGUCUCUUUGAUUGUUUUCUGGAAGCAGCGCCGCAGAAAGUCCUUCAGAUUGCCAUUUGGCUAUCCGGGGAGGAAACCAUGACAGUGUGGCAGGGAUGUCUACUGGUCAGCUGUGUUUUUAGCAUGGCCUACACGUUGAGCUCUCACCAGAAAUGCCUAAGACUGGCCACUCCCUCCAAGAAACAGAUCAAAGUCAUCGGGCAAGGGUUUCACAUUCUCUGGAAUUUGUUCAUGUCCCUGGCCAGAAUCCUGGCAAUUGCUCUUCUUGCCAGCAUUGGUCCCCUUCUCACCCUUCUCUGCUGCAUCAUUCACGUGCUCCUCUUUGGCCUGUACAUCUUCAUUUCCGAUAGAGCCAAUCUCAAUCUCUGCAGCUACAAUUUCGCCACGAAAUUCCUCUUCUCCCUGACCAUCGGAACUAUUUUUCUCUUCCAUCUGAUCCCCGUUAAGGAAGGACCUACGCGCUACCGUUACGCCACUUUCUACUCCAUCUGCUUCGUGGAAAACGUUGCCUGCCUCACAGCCUACUACUUCUACGCGGACUGGAAGCUGAUGCCCAUGUACUUAUUCUACUUAUUCGUAGCAGCUGUCACUGGUCUCUUCAUCCUGGGCAUCAGCUUCCAAGUCGCCUACUACAAGUGCUUCCAUCCAAAUGUAACUGCCAAAGUUGCCAAUCGAGAAUCUCUACCACUUCGUGUUUCCCGUGACCAAAAUGCUCAGUAAUUUUUUUUAAAAAUAUCCAGACGAUAUUUUUUAAAAACAAAAAAUUAAAACA